AUGCUGCUGAAUCUUGGCCUCACAGCGGAUGCCGCAGCAGCCCAUUCUACCGAUUCCACCUCUCCUCAACCUGAUACACCUUCAGCUCCCAGUUCUCCGUCCUGCUACGCCGCGGGCUUAUUACUCCCAGCUCUACCAUUUCUGGGAACUCUCUACAGCCCAAACACCAAACAAAUCGAUGGUCCUGUCCAGCCCGCGGAAUCUGCAUCCGCUCCGGCCAUGAGUCCCGUUGCGGUGACACCUCGUGAAGGCGAGUCCUCUCAAACCCCAACGCCACCACCGACUCUUGCCCAGCCUCGUGUCAGCUCGUAUACGAAUCGGAAGCCAACGCGGCCAAAGACCUCGUACCAGCUCGCCCACCCAGCCUCACAUGCACGUCACAAACGACUCAGACUGCGCCCCAGGCUAUUGCUUCAACUCCAGCAGGUGUCCCAAACACCGCGUCCUUUGCCCAUCCUAGAUAUUCUACCAUCCACGAUCUAUAACUCCCUUCUCGCGGGCAAGUUUCCCGCCUUGUUCCGUGGGCGAAAUGGGCUGGGCCCGAAUGACCUGGUUAUAGUCAUGAGCGAACUAUACGAACGCACUGUCUCAAUCAUCCCAGAAAAGGCGCCAAAGUCGGAGGCUGAAAAUCACGAUCACCGAGAAGUGGUAGCAACCAUCUGUCAGAUGCUCCAGGAGGAUGCGCACCUGAAAGGAAAGGCCGAAAUAUGCCUCAACUUCGGCCCCAUCUGGGAAGCAACUCCGCUGCCGAGCGGUUCUUAUGAGUUCGUCGCGCGCACGGAGAACGGUCUGCGAGUGAUGCGAUGGGCCUUGCGUGCUGGAAAAAGUCGCCGAUCUUCAUCGGUCCACCCAGUCACUCAGCCACGCGAAGAGGGUAAGCGGUUCACCUUUAGCGUCAUCGACCCCCAGACUCGUCGACACCCUGUCAUCGCCUCUAUGACCCGCAAUCAGUUAGAGAUCUUCGAUGAAUACUCUGCGGUAGCUCGAUCGAAUACUGGCCCGACGACCCCCACUUCCGCGAUGUCCGUCAUCAGUGACCUCUCUGACGCUGAGGCCCCUAUCGAACCCAACGACGUCGUCACUCUCGACGAUGGCCUGCGCACACUGAUUAUCACGACAAGCAUAUGGGUUGCCUUCCGGGAAGGCUGGUCCCCCAACUUCAGCUACCGCGACCCUUUGUCUAGCUCCAACGGCAAACCAAUUGUCUCCCCAACCUCAUCUCGAAAUGGCUCGCCGGCUGUCGCAAAGAACGAAAACAAAAAUACGAAUGAGCAGGAUGACUUAAGCCCAAUGAAGGAAGUUACCAGCAACGGCAAACGUUGUAUGUCCGUAUCCAGUUUCCGCCGGCCAAUCACCACAGCUCCGGCGGAAGGGGAUAAAUCCUUCGGCAGUCUAAACAAGCGCUCAAAUUCAACUGGUGCGGCGUUCAUGGAAAGAGCUAAGCAACGGACCGCCUCGGGGAUCACAACCCGACUCAACCGACAUAGUAUGUUCACUGCCACGGGCGAGAACGGUCGUGAAGUCGUCGUCUCUCGCCCCGCGUCCUUGCGCCAGAGUUCCUUCGACCCCGAUGAUACUAUCCAACGUCCCGACCGGUCCCAGACCAAAUCCAACCCUCGGGGCACCAACGAAAAUUCCAAGCCACCUCUUCAACCUGACCGGGCUACUCUCGAUCGUCACCCAGCAGCAUACCCCGCCUCAUGGCAGGAUCAUGGCAAGGACAUCGAUCCCGCAAAGACCAAACGACGCCACCGAUUCAGUUCUCUCUUUACGGUGUUUCACCGAAAAGGAACGGUCCAUUGA
Molecule: messenger RNA, 1803 nt
Organism: Penicillium cosmopolitanum
Lineage: Eukaryota; Fungi; Ascomycota; Eurotiomycetes; Eurotiales; Aspergillaceae
Exons: 1
Coding region: 1-1803 (600 amino acids)
Source: RefSeq, a predicted model, not a curated record